This is a messenger RNA of Aquila chrysaetos chrysaetos, 3488 nucleotides long. RefSeq names its product palmdelphin (gene PALMD). Gene Ontology annotation, biological process: regulation of cell shape. NCBI's taxonomy places the organism in Eukaryota, Metazoa, Chordata, Aves, Accipitriformes, Accipitridae. Gene Ontology annotation, cellular component: cytoplasm; membrane. The record is from RefSeq and is a predicted model, not a curated record. Bases 262 to 1914 code for a protein of 550 amino acids. The transcript is spliced from 8 exons.
CUCCACUGUUCCAACUUGUCAGUCAACUCAUGCCAGCACUCUCCACGUCUGCCUCUUCUACACACCCUCAUUACAUGUGUCUGUCUGGACUGAUCUGCUCAUCUGUUCAGGGACUCUCCUAACAAGUCAAAAAUUCUGCCUUCUCUCUGCUCUGGAAUUGGAUCAAAUCACUUCAGCUUUUUUUGUAGCCCCACCAGGAGGCUUUUUGCUUAUGGUCUUAUUCUGUUUUCCUUCACUACUUGUCUGUUUUUGAUUUCUAGAAUGGAGGAAGCCGAAUUGCUGAAAGAAAGAUUCCAGGCCAUAACAGACAAAAGAAAACUGCAAGAAGAAAUUACACAGAAACGUCUAAAAGUGGAAGAGGAAAAAAUGACACAUCAACAUUUAAAGAAAAAGGCCUUGAGAGAAAAAUGGCUCUUGGAUGGCCUUAGUUCUCUCACUCCAAAAGAGCAAGAAGAAAUGCAAAAGCAGAAUCGGGAGGACCAACAACGGACUGAUGAGCUGGAACAAGAUAUUUUCAGACUGGAGAAGGAAAUUGAGGCUCUGGAAAGAGAGGAAAUGGAAGUCUCAGCUAAGGAAGAAGCAAUUUUAAAGAAACUUAAGUAUGUUGAGAAAACAACAGAAGACAUAAUAAAGUCUGUGAAGACUGAAAAAGCAGGAGUUGCAAAAGAGGCAGCAGACUACAUAUACACCAGCAUACCUGACCUUCCCAAGUAUUUCAGGCCUUCCGCACUGAGAAGUACUGCACAUGCUGCCACUGAUGAUGAAGAAAAGAGAAAAGCAUUGUUUGCCAUGGAAAUUAAAGUUGAAAAAGACAUAAAGACAGGAGAAAACACAGUGUUAUCAACAAUACCUCUUCCCUCAAAGGAGUUUAAAGAGACAGGGAUUAAAGUGUAUGAUGAUGGCAGGAAGUCAGUCUAUGCAGUGUCCUCAAAUGGCAGUACAACACAAAAUGGCAUGGAUGAACUUGCUCCUGUUGAGGUGGAGGACCUGCUACGGCAGGCAACUGAAAAAAAUUCCCAGUCUCCCACAGAGUACCAUGAGCCUGUGUUUGCAAACAAAUUUUGCCGGCCAGUUACUCCUCAGAAAGACAAAUUAGUCCCUGGACCAAAACUGGAAGACACUCACAGAAGAGAGAUUAAUGGAUUUAGCAAUCAUCAGACAGAAUUCUCCUCCAAAACAGAGCCCUUUAUGCAGCAACAUAAAGAGAAUGGGCUUGAUCUUCCAAAGGUAACGCAGCCAAAGUCUCCCUCUCCAGUACCUUCCCAUUCAGAGAAGACAGUGCACACUAAUCCUGAGAACAGGAUGGCACAUAACGAAGAAAGAAAAGCUGUGUAUAAGGAAUUAAAACCUUACCAGAAUACAAGAGAAAGACAUAAUGAGACAAGGUUAAGUCCCUGCCAUCUUAAUGAAAUAUCCCCUGCACCUCAAGGUGAGGAAGAUGUUCAAUACAGCAUUGUCCAAGCUGUACCAUGUUACGUGGAUGAUUCUGAACCAGUAACAAUGAUUUUCAUGGGUUAUCAGCGCAUUGAUGAUGACGAUGCAGAAGCAGACCAAAAGUUGUCACGAUACGAUGGGGUUAUCCGUGCAGAAUUAGUCAUCAUUGAUGACGAUGAUGAUGACAGCAAAUCUGAGACACCAGCAUAUCAUCCCGUAGGCCACUAUAGUCAGGUUUAUCAGCCACCGAGCAGGAAAGUCACAGAAGUCCCACAGACGAACCCUGUGAGCAGUUUGGGUGCGAGCCUGAACAAGGUACCCCACAAAAAUUCCAUCUCCUUGCAAGAACAAGAGGAACACUUAGGCUCACCAACACACUGUGCUCAUCUUCACAGCCAGGUAUCUGGUGAUGGUACAGAAGAUCCCUCACUAACAGCUCUGAGGAUGAGAAUGGCAAAGCUGGGGAAAAAGGUGAUUUAACAGUUGUAAUGACGUGGAAGUAAAAUUUACUAUUCAAAGCAGAAUAAAGCUAAGAAGAGUUUCUUCAACACACCUUUUUUGGAUCAUAAUGCUUGUUUUGCUCCUCUGUUUUAUGCAUCUGGGUUAUUUUGCCCUUUACAUAAUCCAAUGGACAUUAACAGACUUUUAGAUUUGACCAGCUGCCACAUACACUCAAAUCAUAUCCUAGAUUUUGCUGAAAGUAGUGGAAAGUUACCUAAGACCAAAAAUGCAGUGUAUAUCCAAGUCUGAAGACACGUGCAUACCUGUUCCCACAAUCAGGAAUACGUUGCUGCUAUAUAUGCAGAAUGGAUAAACACCCAUCUCCACAGAACUUCACAGGACAUUGUUUCACUUCAAAGUGUGCCAAUCUACACAGUUUUGAUUGAAAAAGCCAUCCCAGCACUUUUCUGGUAAAAGCAUUGGUUAAUAAGAAAAUAGACAUGAGUGAUAGGAACAGCAAGAAAUGUAAAUAUAGAAGUUGAGUUUUGAAGCGUACCACCUUGGCCCCAAAUUUAAAGCAUUCCUUUUUAAGUGACAGCAAAACAAACAAAAAAUAGUAAAGUCAGCAUUUAAAUAUUUAGCCACCUUCUGGACCUCCACAGUCCACCCACCCUUCUAUUUUAGGUAUGACAGCAUAGCAAUCCUCAGACCCUGCUCCCUUCUCCAUGCCACAUACAUUCUGCCCACCCACAACCUCACAGAUUGAUCCUGUGCAUAACACUAUGAACAGCCUGACCUCCCAAGCAUGGUUUUACCUCCUAGCUUGCUCAGAAAGCCCUGCUUUUCCAGGAAACUGGUUGCCAGACAGGCAGUGCCUGUCCAUCAAAAAAAAAAAAAACCAACCAAAAAAACCCACCAAAACCCAAAACCAUAACACAAACCAAAACUGCUUAGUAUACAGGUUUCAGCUGGCCAGGGAGCUCAAAUCAGUGCAAGCCUCCCAUCAGAAAUACUGAGUUGCCAAUGGCUUGUCCUGCAGCUGCAACAGAAGGUCUGUUACAGGUGCAGCCACUGCUGGGCACAGCUCUCCAGCAAGGUCCAAGGCUCCCACCAAGGAACAGGUUAAUUCUUUCCACAGAAGGGAGGAGCUAAGGGCCCUUAAAGCAGCCAUAAGGUACAAUUAUACCUAGAAAAAUCACAUGUAAGUCAGAUUUUUCCAGUAUGUAGUUCUUGGGGGCGAAAAAGUGCCUCAUAGAACUACAUCCUUACAUUCAAAUCAGGAUGAUAGCUUUAUUUUGCUAGGUCUUAGCCCGGUUUGAAUCACUAGACAGAUAAAGCUCAGGUUGUGUUAUUUUAAUACAGCUGACUCAAAUUAUGCACCAGCAAAAGAAAACCAUAACUUUUUUGCCGGUCUUCCUCGUUUCAAAGCAGGAAACUGAAGCUACUACCUCAUACUGAGGCACAAUGGUAGUAAUCAGCUGACUUGUAGCCUCUAAACACUAGGUGACUCCCAGUCUGAAGUGGGUAAUAAUCUCAAAUUUUAGGACUUGCCAGAGAUGGUUACCUGGAGAGUGGAAUAGUAGAUAAGAACAAAUAAAUUUCACUAUAUUACA